This is a messenger RNA of Branchiostoma belcheri (Belcher's lancelet), 13966 nucleotides long. Its product is annotated as dynein heavy chain 3, axonemal-like. Gene Ontology annotation, molecular function: ATP hydrolysis activity; dynein intermediate chain binding; dynein light intermediate chain binding. Gene Ontology annotation, cellular component: dynein complex. Gene Ontology annotation, biological process: microtubule-based movement. Lineage: Eukaryota; Metazoa; Chordata; Leptocardii; Amphioxiformes; Branchiostomatidae. The transcript has 78 exons. The record is from RefSeq and is a predicted model, not a curated record. The coding region runs from base 373 to 12561 and encodes 4062 amino acids.
AAGCGGUCUCUAUGACGACCAAGUCCCCGGAUGUGUAAUCCAGUCUGAAGGGCCACUGGCGCUCACGAUCGGGUUCUGCUACAAUUUCUGCUACAAAAACCACGAAUUUUUAGCCCAGACGCAAGUUAGAAGCAGUAAUACCGCUGUAUAUAGAAGUUCUGGGUGUUACAAGAUCCACAGCUUUCCACAGAAACCUGGAGAUUUGUCGGAGGCGUCGAGAAUUCCCGCCGGUUGUGAAGUUUUUUCUACAGACACUGUGAUCUUCCAAGACGCCGCGAAGGAACUUUUGCUACAGAAAUCCUUGCACCAAAAAUGGUUGGUGACAUCCUUCAGGAUUUGCUGAUCUUGUAAGAAAGACACCAAGACUCAAGAAUGGAACGUCUUCGGAUGAAUGAAUCUCCGAUCCACAACAGCAGUAUAACGCGAGGGUUGCCAGGGUUACCACCGCUCCCCACACCCGCCGCUAAUGAACCGUCUGAGCUCUACCAGGUGGUGCUUCGGCACAGCGAGCACCCGCCUAUCAUGCAGGGUCACUCCUGGACGCUGGCCGCACCCUUCAAGGAACAGAAGUACUGCCGAACCCCCAGUGAGUCGAUUGCCAACAACUACACGCCGACAGCGAGCGAUCUCAGGAUCAAGAACAUCAAAACUAUCCCGCCCAUCGCCAGGCCGGGCACCAAACGGUCUCCCAGGAGUCCUUCACCUACAAAAUCUCCUCCUAGUCCCAGAAAAGUACCCAGACAUCGCGGACUCAACGGCAAAAAGCAAAAUGGUAUGAAUGGUGCAACCAACGGGACAGUGAAGCACGCCCAUGUCUCCAACGGUUCCACCAACGGCGUGAGCGACGUUUUAUCGCUGCCGGGUAGCCGUCCCAUGAGCCCCGUGCAGCAGCUCAACGUGAUGAAGUCAGGGGAAGACGAGGAAAACAGCAGAAUGGGGGAACCUUCUGACAGAGAUCUCGAGAGAUAUUACUACUACAUCACCAAAGGCGUGAAUGACGCCAUGUUGGCUCCGGCUCCAGAAGACCAGAUGCCCAACAUCAAGAGCAGAAUUCCAGAAGCCCUCCGCGCCAACCCGGACUUGAACAAAACGGUAGCCGCUCUCACAGAGGAGGCCGAGGGAGACUACAACUUCACUCUGAGGAAGUGCAUCGUGGACUACGUCCUGAAGGAUGAGAAGGAGAAGAGCAGGCUGCACAUCUCCUGGAUCCCGCGCUCCUUCCCUCACCGCGUGAUCCGCGCCCCCGUCCCGUGGCACCACACCUACAAGGACACCAAGGACUUCAAUGAGCAGCACCUCUUCACCACCAAUCCCAUCAUGCUGCACCUGCAGAAUCUCUGGUUUGAUAAGUACUCCCACCUGAGGUUUGUGAACAAAGACGAGCUGCUGAGGUCUAACCUGCCGCUGCUGCCUGCCGACUUUGAGGAGCUGAUCAAGAAACAGUGUCGGGAGGCCCACGAGGUCCUCAGAACAAGUUGGAUCCCGACGUGUGCGUCCGUUUUCCUGGCGCACAAGGACCUGUGGGGCCACCUGGUGCCUCUGAACGACACCGACUCCACGCAGCGCGUACAGGAGUUCUUUGCCUGCGUCGCUGCGCUAAUGUCCAACCACCUGCGGAGCAUGGUCAUCAACUCUCUGGCCGACUUCCUGGACUUCAUGCAGAUGCACAAGGCUGGGAACGACUUUGGAUCAGACUAUGAUGAGCUCCAGUUUGCCAUGGGGUCAGUAAUGAUCAUCAAGCUCCGUGUCGAGGAGCCAAAGAUCAUCUUCGAGCCGCCUUUCAGAGAGACGAGGGACAUCUUCCUCAGGUGUUUCUCUGAGAUCGUUGCAAGUGCAGAGGAGCUGCCUAGGGUUGAGAGUGACCUGUUUCCCGACAUGCGACACGAGCGCCUGCUGCUGAGGACAGUGAAGAUGGAGGAACCUCUGGUCACAGAGUUCAUGGACAAGGCCAUGGAGACCUUCAAAAUCAACACCAUCGGACCACAGAGGUACCUGAACGUGUACAAGAAGUACGGAGAUCUGCUGAACAACAAGGCUGAACAGGAAGUCACCGCCUUCCUCAAGGAGAAACACUCUCUUCAGGCAUUCACCAAGAAAAUCAACAGUUACCAGCAGCUAAAAGAUGAGAUCGCCCUCCUGCGCAUCACCGUGCCCCUGAGCAUGUUCACACUGGCCUGUGAGGAUCUGAAUGUGGAUCUGUGUGCCAGGGCACAGAGACUUAAGGACAGGCUUGUCAUCUUCGAGGUCGAUGAAAACAGGGUCCUGAACAAGGAAAUCUGUAAGCACUAUGAUGAGAUCGCAGACCGCGUGAGCGAGAUGCCGGACACGACGGCAGACCUAGUUGAGCUGACCGACUUCCUGCGGACGUCCAGCGAGGUGACCGUCUUCAAGCUGAAGGACGAAAUCGACGAGGCUGGACACAGGCUCCAGUUCCUGCUGGACUAUGCAACACUGCCAUAUGAGGACAUUAAGUUGAACAGCCAGGUCUUCCACUGGCCGGACCACAUCCAGACAGUUUUUGAUCUGAGUAAGAACAGGCUGGCCAAUCGCAGAGAGGCAGCAGAAGACGAAGUCAAGAAGAAGUUGCAGCAGUUUGAGGACAAACUGAACCGGUACAACCAAGAAGUCGAGAGCUUCAGGAAAAAGGAGAUCAUGAGCCAGGAUGAGAUGAAGACCAAUGUGGACAAGCUGAACGAGCUGACCCAACAACUGGACGAUGCUAUGGCAGAACAAGCUUCCAUCAACGUGGAAGAGGAGUUGUUGGAGUGGGAGCCAACAGCCUUCCCUAUCCUGCAGAUGAUGGUGACAUACAAGGAGCCAUACGACAAACUGUGGGGGACAGCUCUCAGCUUCCACACUAAACAUGAGCAGUGGCUCAACGGUCCCUUUGGAGACCUGAACGCAGAAGAGCUGGAAGAAGAGAUUGGGAACAUGUGGCGCACCAUGUACAAACUCACCAAGCAGUUCAGCGACGUUGCUGGGCCGCGCCGCAUCGCAGAGAGCGUCAAGUCCAAGAUCGACAAGUUCAAGCAGCACAUGCCGAUCCUACAGACCAUCUGCAACCCUGGUAUCAGGGACAGGCACUGGGAACAGAUGAGUGACAUUGUGGGGUUUGACCUGAAGCCAGAACCAGAGACGUCCCUGUUCCAGAUGCUGGAGUAUGGACUGAACAAGUUCAUGGACAAACUGGAAGAGAUUGGUGCAGCAGCCAGUAAGGAGUAUUCCUUGGAGAAAGCCAUGGAGAAGAUGAAGACAGAAUGGGCGGAGAUGUUGUUUGAGUUUGUAGCAUACAGGGACACUGGAGUUUCCAUUUUGUCGUCUAUUGAUGAAAUUCAAGUCCUUCUGGAUGACCACAUCCUCAAAACUCAGACCAUGCGCGGGUCUCCCUUUAUCAAGCCGUUUGAAAUAGAGAUUAAGGAUUGGGAGGAGAAACUGAUCCUGGUGCAGGACAUCCUUGAUGCGUGGCUGAAGUGUCAGGCCACAUGGCUGUACCUCGAGCCCAUCUUCAGCUCUCCCGACAUCAACGCACAGAUGCCUGAGGAGGGCCGCAAGUUCGGCAUUGUGGACAGCUAUUGGCGUGACAUCAUGACAGAGGCAGUGAAGGACUGCCACGUGCUGGUGGCCACGGCCCAGCCCAACAUGCUGGGGAGACUGCAGGAGUCCAACGUUCUACUGGAGGAGAUCCAGAAGGGACUGAACGACUACCUGGAGAAGAAGAGGCUGUAUUUCCCCAGGUUCUUCUUCCUGUCAAAUGACGAGCUCCUUGAGAUCCUGUCUGAGACAAAGGACCCGAUGCGCGUGCAGCCUCACCUGAAGAAGUGUUUUGAGGGCAUCGCCAAACUGGAGUUCACUGAGGACCAGGUCAUCACCGGCAUGAUCAGCUCUGAGAAGGAGAUCGUGCCGUUUACCAAGAAGAUUGUCCCAGCUCAAGCAAAGGGCAUGGUGGAGAAGUGGCUGUUACAAGUUGAGGAGACCAUGAUCAGCAGUGUGCGUAAGGUCAUCGCAGACAGCUACCUGGCUUACAAGGAGGUGCCCAGGAAGAAGUGGGUACUGGACUGGCCGGGACAAACGGUCAUCUGUACCUCGUCCAUCUACUGGACAGCUGAAGUGACCACUGCCAUCCAGGAGGAGGGUGGACUCAAGAAAUACUUGGAGAUCAGCAACAAGCAGAUUGAUGAAAUCGUCGCCCUUGUGCGUGGCAAGCUGGAGAUCGGAGCUCGUUUCACACUGGGUGCCCUGGUUGUAAUCGAUGUCCACGCACGUGAUGUGGUGGAGAAGUUGGCCAAUGACAAGAUCAGUGACACCAACGCGUUUGACUGGAUCAGCCAGCUGCGGUACUACUUUGACGGGAAGGACGCCCAGGUACACAUGAUCACCACAGAGCUGGGGUACGGCUACGAGUAUCUCGGCAACACUGGACGUCUGGUCAUCACACCACUGACCGACAGAUGCUACAGGACACUGAUGGGUGCGAUGAAGCUGAACCUGGGCGGGGCUCCUGAGGGACCGGCUGGAACCGGAAAAACUGAAACUAGCAAGGAUUUGGCCAAAGCCAUUGCCAAACAGUGUGUGGUGUUUAACUGCUCAGACGGUCUGGACUUCAAGGCUAUGGGGAAGUUCUUCAAGGGCCUGGCACAAGCAGGAGCCUGGGCCUGCUUUGACGAGUUCAACCGCAUCGAGCUGGAAGUGUUGUCUGUGAUUGCCCAGCAAAUUCACAGUAUCCAAACUGCCAUCUCCAUGGGUCUGAAGAGGUUCCUGUUUGAGGGGACAGACCUGCAGCUGGACCCCACCUGUACCAUCUUCAUCACCAUGAACCCUGGGUACGCAGGGAGACAGGAGCUGCCCGACAACCUCAAGGUGUUGUUCAGAACUGUGGCCAUGAUGGUACCGGACUAUGCCAUGAUCGGAGAAAUCUCGCUCUACUCCAUGGGAUUCCAGGAUGCCAGAAGUCUUGCCAUUAAGAUCGUGGCCACGUACCGGCUGUGUUCUGAGCAGCUGUCCUCGCAGCACCAUUACGACUACGGCAUGCGUGCCGUCAAGUCCGUGCUGACGGCCGCAGGCAACCUGAAACUGAAGUACCCUGAAGAGAACGAGAGCGUGCUGCUUCUCCGAGCUAUCCUGGAUGUCAACCUGGCCAAGUUCCUGGCUCAAGACAUCCCACUGUUCCGAGGCAUCAUCUCUGACCUGUUCCCGGGCGUGGUCCUGCCUGAGCCAGACUAUGCACAGUUCCUGGACGCCCUGAAGGACAACAUGAAGAAGAGAAACCUACAGCCUCAUCCCUGGCACAUCGAGAAAAUCAUACAGGUUUAUGAGAUGAUGCUGGUUCGUCACGGGUUCAUGAUCGUGGGUGACCCCAUGGGCGGGAAGACCAUGGCGUACAAGGUCCUGGCGGGCGCUCUGUCGGACCUGCACGCGGCCGGUCUGAUGAACGAGAACAACGUCCUGUACAAGAUCAUCAACCCCAAGGCCAUCACCAUGGGGCAGCUGUACGGCUGCUUCGACCCCGUCUCACACGAGUGGAGCGACGGUGUGCUGGCCGUGUCGUUCCGUGAACAAGCCUCCUCCACGCUGGAGGACAGACAGUGGAUCCUGUUUGACGGUCCGGUAGACGCCGUGUGGAUCGAGAACAUGAACACUGUACUGGACGACAACAAAAAGCUGUGCUUGAUGAGUGGAGAGAUUAUCCAGAUGAGCAGUCAGAUGAGUCUGAUCUUUGAACCUGAAGACCUGGAGGUCGCCUCUCCUGCCACAGUUAGCAGGUGCGGCAUGAUCUAUUUCGAGCCCCACCAGCUAGGCUGGCGUCCCUACAAAGAGUCUUACUUCAACAACCUGCCAGAGACAAUGAACAAGGAGCACAGGGAUCUUCUGGACGACCUCUUUGAGUGGCUAGUUGACCCUUGUCUUGACUACAUCUUCCACGAGUGCAAGUUCUUUGUGAACUCUGCGGCGGGUCCUCUGGUCAUGUCCCUCCUGAGACUGUACACGUGUCUGAUCGACGAGAUCACAAACUCUGGAGCUGAGGGCUGGGACAAACUGACAGACCAACAGAUUACCAUGUGGAUGCAGAACCUGUUCCUGUUCUGUCUGAUCUGGUCCAUCGGAGGAACGAUCACCGGAGACGGGCGCAAGAAGUUUGAUGUCUACUUCAGGAACAUCAUUGCAGGAACAGACCCUGAUCAUCCCAAACCUAAGAGCUUCAAACUCAGCAAGAGUAACUUGUUCCCAGAGCGAGGGACCGUGUACGACUACUACUUCAAGAAGCAGGCCAGUGGUUCCUGGAGUGGGUGGAUGGACUACGUCGACCAGAGCAAGACUGCCAUCCCAGCUAAUGCAAAGGUUACGGAGCUGAUCAUCUCUACGGAGGAGACAGCCCGACAGACGUACUUCCUGGACACGUUCCUGCCCCACAGCGUACCGCUGCUGUUUGUCGGACCCACCGGAACCGGAAAAUCCGCCAUCACCAACAACUACCUGGUCAAACUGCCCAAAGAGAAAUAUCUGCCCAACGUCAUCAAUUUCUCUGCCCGCACAACGGCCAACCAGACGCAAGAUAUUGUGCUCUCCAAAUUGGACAGACGGCGUAAGGGUGUGCUAGGCCCGCCCAUGGGUAAGAAGUGCGUGGUGUUUGUGGACGACCUGAACAUGCCGGCUAAGGAGAAGUACGGUGCCCAGCCUCCCAUCGAGCUGCUGCGACAGUGGCAGGACCACUCCCACUGGUACGACCUCAAGGACAACACCAAGAUAGAGCUGACUGACGUGCUGUUUGUUUCCGGUAUGGGCCCACCUGGAGGUGGGAGGAACCACAUCACAGGUCGCAUGAUGCGGCAUCUCAACGUCAUCUCCAUCGACUCGUUUGACGACAGCACCAUGAGCAAGAUCUUCACCUCCAUCGUGGACUGGCACUUUGGCAAGGGCUUUGACGGGUCCUUUUUGAGGCUGGGCAAGAUGUUGGUCCAGGCCACGAUGACUGUGUAUAAGGAGGCGAUCGCUAACUUCCUCCCGACCCCCUCCAAGUCUCACUACCUGUUCAACCUGCGAGACUUCGCCCGUGUGAUACAGGGAGUCCUCCUGGUCCCCAGCAGUAACAUGAAGGAGGGAGACAAGCUCAUCAGACUCUGGAUCCACGAGGUCUACAGAUGCUUCUAUGAUCGUCUGAUUGACGAUGAUGACAGGCAAAUGUUCUUCAACAUCAUGAAGGAGACCACAAAGGAAUGCUUUAAGACCAGCAUGGACAAAGUCCUGAACCACCUGACUCCCAGCGGCAACCUUAUCGACGACAACGUCAGGAGCCUGUUCUUUGGUGACUACAUGUUACCUGAUGCAGACCCCAGGAUUUAUGAUGAAGUCACCAGCAUUCCUGAGUUACAGACUGUCAUGGAGUCGUACCUUGAUGAGUACAACACCAUCAGUAAGGCUCCCAUGUCGCUGGUACUGUUCAAGUUCGCCUGUGAGCACAUCUCUCGUGUCAGCCGUGUACUGAAACAGGACAACGGACAUCUCCUGCUUGUGGGUAUUGGUGGCAGCGGCCGACAAAGUGCCACCAAGCUGGCCACCUUCAUGCAGGACUUUGAUCUGUUCCAAAUUGAGAUCACCAAAAACUACACCAACACUGAGUGGAGAGAAGAUGUCAAAAAGGUGUUGCUGAAAGCGGGUUCAGAGGGCAAACAGACAGUCUUCCUGUUCAGUGAUAACCAGAUCAAGAGCGAGUCAUUUGUAGAAGACAUCAACAUGAUCCUGAACACCGGAGACGUGCCCAAUAUCUUCCCGCCGGACGAGAAAGCCGACGUCAUCGAGAAAAUGCAGCUUGUCGCCAGAAACACUGGCAAGAAGAUUGAAGCCACGCCCAUGUCCAUGUACAACUUCUUCAUUGAGCGCGUGAAACAGAACCUCCACGUGGUUCUUGCCUUCAGUCCCAUCGGUGAUGCCUUCCGUAACCGCCUCCGUCAGUUCCCCUCGCUGAUCAACUGCUGCACCAUUGACUGGUUCCAGGCGUGGCCUGAAGACGCCCUGGAGAUGGUCGCUAACAGGUUCCUGGAGGACGUAGACCUUGACGACGACCUUCGGAAGGAAUGUGUCUUCAUGUGUAAAAACUUCCACACCAGCGUCAAGCUUCAGUCCGAGAAGUUCCUGGCCAUCCUGCGUCGCCACAACUACGUGACCCCGACGUCAUACCUGGAGCUGAUCAUGACCUUCAAGGCUCUGCUGGACCUAAAGCGUAAGGAGAUCAUGAAGCUCAAGUCUCGCUACGAGACCGGGCUGGAGAAGCUGGCCUUUGCAGCAUCACAGGUGUCUGUGAUGCAGAAAGAGUUGCAGGACCUCCAACCAGAGCUCAUUCAGACCUCGGAGGAGACUGAGAAACUCAUGGUGAAGAUCGAGGCUGACACGGUCGAGGUGGAGGCCAAGAAGCAGGUUGUCGCCGCUGACGAGGCAGUAGCUAACGAGGCAGCCGCCGCGGCCAAGGCCAUCAAGGAUGAGUGUGAGGCUGAUCUGGCUGUGGCCAUGCCCGCGCUGGAGGCUGCCAUAGCUGCUCUCAACACCCUCAAACCUGCUGACAUCACCGUCGUCAAGUCCAUGAAAAACCCACCUGCUCAAGUCAAACUGGUUAUGGAGGCGAUCUGCGUCAUGCGGCAGAUCAAGCCGGAAAGGAAACCGGACGGAUCCGGUAAGAUGGUGGAGGACUACUGGGGACCGUCUCAGAAGCUUCUCGGUGACAUGAAGUUCUUAGAUCACCUAAAGACGUACGACAAGGACAACAUUCCAGCCGCUGUCAUCAAGAAGAUUCGAGACAGAUACACCAAUGACCCUGAGUUUGACCCUGCUAAGAUCAAGAACGUGUCGUCUGCCUGUGAGGGUCUGUGCAAGUGGGUACGGGCCAUGGAGGUGUACGAGAGGGUGGCAAAGGUGGUUGCACCCAAGAAGGCCAAACUGAAGAUUGCAGAGGCAGAGUUAUCCGUACAGAUGGCAAAACUGAACGAGAAGAGAGCAGAACUCAAAGCUGUCGAGGACAAACUGCAGGCCCUGAAUGACCAGUUUGACGUCAUGACCAAGAAGAAGCAGGACCUGGAGGCCAACAUCGAACUCUGCUCCCAGAAGUUGAUCCGCGCGGAGAAGCUGAUUGGCGGGCUGGGCGGAGAGAAGGACCGUUGGAGCGAGGCGGCCAGACUGCUGGGGAUUCGCUACGUCAACACGACGGGCGACAUUCUCCUGUCAGCUGGCGUGGUCUCCUACCUCGGGGCCUUCACUGUGGACUACAGGAUUGAGUGUACUGAAGACUGGCACAAGAAGGCAUUAGAACACAACAUCCCCUGCUCGCAGACCUUCUCCCUCAACGGUACCCUCGGUGACCCCGUUAAAAUCCGGGCAUGGCAGAUCGCAGGGCUGCCUGUGGAUUCCUUCUCCAUCGACAACGGCAUCAUCGUGUCCAACUCCAGACGCUGGCCACUGAUGAUUGACCCGCAGGGUCAAGCCAACAAGUGGGUGAAGAACAUGGAGAAGAUGAACAAGCUGGCGAUCAUCAAACUGUCAGACGCUAACUACAUCCGCACGCUGGAGAACUCCAUCACGUUCGGCACACCUGUACUACUGGAGAACAUCGGGGAGGAUCUGGACCCCAUCCUGGAACCCAUCCUCACCAAGCAGAUCUUCAGACAGGGAGGUGUAGACUACAUCAAGCUGGGAGAGAAUGUCAUUGAGUACUCCAAGGACUUCAGAUUCUACAUGACAACCAGGCUCCGUAACCCGCACUACAUGCCUGAAAUCUCUGUCAAGGUGUGCUUGGUGAACUUCAUGAUCACCCCCCUGGGUUUACAAGACCAGCUGCUGGGCAUCGUGGCCGCCAAGGAGAAACCAGAACUGGAGGAGAAGAAGAACGAGCUCAUCCUGGAGAGCGCCGCCAACAAGAAACAGCUGAAGGAGAUCGAGGACAAAAUCCUGGAGGUCCUGUCCUCCUCGGAGGGCAACAUUCUUGAGGAUGAGACGGCCAUCAAGAUUCUCUCGUCCUCCAAGGUUCUGUCCGAAGAAAUUUCUGCAAAGCAGGAAAUUGCUGAUGUGACUCAGAAGGAGAUUGAUGAGACCAGACUUGGUUACAGUCCUGUGGCCGUCCACUCUGCCAUCCUGUUCUUCUGUGCCUCUGACCUGGCUAACAUCGAGCCCAUGUACCAGUACUCUCUUACAUGGUUCAUCAACCUGUAUGUACAGUCCAUCCAAAACAGUAAGAAGUCGGAUGACCUGGAGGAGCGUAUAGAGAACCUGAACGAUCACUUCACCGUCAGUAUCUACAACAACGUGUGCCGGUCGCUGUUUGAGAAGGACAAGCUGCUCUUCUCCUUCAUCCUGUGUGUCGGCAUUCUGAAGGGAGCUGGUAAGGUUGUGGAGGAGGUUUGGAGGUUCCUGCUUACUGGAGGUGUGGGUAUGGAAAACCCCCACCCUAACCCCGCGCCUGACUGGCUCACUGAGAAGUCCUGGUCUGAGCUGGUCCGUGCCUCCAGCCUGGACAGCCUGGGGGGACUGUUUGAACACGUCAGGGAUAACAUAAAUGACUGGAAGAAGAUCUAUGACUCGAGCACCCCUCACACAGACACCCUGCCUGACCCCUGGGACAUGCUGAGUGGUCUGCACAGGAUGGUGGUGCUCAGGUGCCUCCGCCCAGACAAAAUAGUCCCUGCCACACAGGACUUCAUCAUUGACAACAUGGGGCGCACCUUUGUAGAGCCUCCGACCUUUGACCUGGCAGGCAGCUUCGCUGACUCUAACUGCUGUGCGCCGCUGAUUUUCGUGCUGUCCCCCGGAGCUGACCCCAUGGCCGGGCUGAUGAAGUUUGCAGACGAGAAGGGACAGGGAGGAACCAAGAUUCAAUCUGUAUCACUUGGACAGGGACAGGGCCCCAUAGCCGAGGGGAUGAUUAACAAGGCGCUGGUAGCAGGCACCUGGGUGGUCCUGCAGAACUGUCACCUGGCCACCAGCUUCAUGCCUCGGCUGGAGAAGAUCUGUGAGGAGGUCAUCAUCCCCGAGAACACGCACACAGACUUCCGCCUGUGGCUCACCAGCUACCCGUCCGAGGACUUCCCCGUAGCCAUCCUGCAAAACGGCGUAAAGAUGACCAACGAGCCGCCCAAAGGCCUAAGGAUGAACCUGCUCCGGUCAUACCUGAACGACCCAAUCUCUGACGCACAGUUCUUUGGAGGAUGCAGCAAGGAGAAAGAAUGGCAGAAGCUGCUGUUUGGCCUGUGUUUCUUCCACGCGCUGGUGCAGGAACGUCGGAAGUUUGGUCCACUGGGGUGGAACAUUCCGUAUGAGUUUAAUGAGUCUGACCUGCGUAUCAGCAUGAGACAAGUCCAGAUGUUCCUGAAUGAUUACGAGAUCGCCCCUGCGCUGGAGGCCCUGAUGUACCUGACAGGAGAGUGUAACCACGGCGGCCGUGUGACUGACGACAAGGACCGCAGACUGCUCAACUCUAUUCUUAGCAUCUUCUACAACGAAGGCAUCGUCUACGACGCGGACUACAAGAUCUCGGAGAGUGGGAUCUACUUCGCCCCAGAGUUUGGCCCGUACCAGAGUUACAUCGACUACAUCCGCGGCCUGCCGCUCAUCCCCACCCCUGAGGUGUUUGGUCUCCACGACAACGCUGACAUCACCAAGGACAACCAGGAGACACUGCAGCUGUUCGACAGCAUCCUGCUCACGCUGCCCAGGCUGUCCGGAGGGGGAGGGAAGUCAUCGGGAGAAGUACUCACAGACCUGGCAGCCGACAUCCUCAGCAAACUGCCUGCUGACUUCAACUUAGAAUUUGUGAUGAAAAAGUACCCCGUGGUUUACAACGAGUCGAUGAACACAGUACUGAGACAGGAGCUGAUCCGGUUCAACCGCCUCACGAGUGUGGUCCGCUCCAGUCUGCAGAACCUGCAGAAGGCCAUCAAGGGCCUGGUGGUGAUGUCGUCUGACCUUGAGGAGGUGUUCAGCAGCAUGUUGGUGGGGAAAGUCCCCGGGGUCUGGGCAGCCAAGUCCUACCCCUCACUCAAACCACUGGGCAGCUACGUCACAGAUCUCAUACAGAGGUUGACGUUCCUGAAUGACUGGAUUGACAACGGAGCCCCGCCUGUGUUCUGGCUGUCAGGGUUCUACUUCACGCAGUCCUUCCUCACAGGCGUGUCCCAGAACUAUGCGAGGAAGUACACCAUCCCCAUCGAUCAGCUGGGCUUCGAGUUUGAAGUCACGAAGUCGGAGAGUGAGAUGGAGUCAAAACCAGAAGACGGGGCUUACAUCAAGGGGUUGUUCAUGGAAGGCGCUCGUUGGGACAGAGAGAAGAUGGUGAUCGGAGAGUCCUACCCCAAGAUCUUAUUCGACACUGUACCGGUCAUCUGGCUGCAGCCUGGUGAGACUAAGAAGUUCAAGAAGAAGAAAAGCUACACGUGUCCGGUGUACAAGACCAGUGCCCGGCGCGGGACGCUGUCCACCACCGGUCACUCCACCAACUUUGUGCUGUACAUGGAGAUCCCGUCUGACCGGCCGCAGAGCCACUGGAUUAACCGCGGUGUGGCCAUGCUCUGUCAGCUGGACGACUAGACACCAGACUGUCCAGCAAACAGACUGAAACCAGUUACCGUCCAUUUUUGAAUGUACAUAUUAUGUUGUAGUCAAAUUGCGCCUUUUUGUUUGUGUUAACUUUGUAUAUGUUGGAAUACGGAAGAUGAUGGUUACAACCAACUUUUGUCAACAAGUCAAUUUUUGAGCGCAAAACAAAUUGCAGAAUGCAGUAUCUUGAUGUUUAUCAGUGUCUUUAUUUGUGUAUAUGGGAAUAAUUUGGUCUUAUUGAAUGUUGGUUUAUCUAUAGUAACUGAAAAAUGAUGUUUUUGGAUUUAUUCUGCUUUGGAUAGACUCUGUCAUAUUUGCAAGCCCUGUUGCCAUAUAGAUUUAUACAGGCUUUCAAUGAGGUCCAAUAAAGAUUUGCCAGAGUGUGUGCUGUAAAUGUGACCUACAAAACAUGUUCCUUUAUCUCCCCACUAUACUACUUACUCUGACUAUCUCUAUUAUAAUUCAUCAAGAACAGAGUGAGUUGUGUUGAAGAAAAAAUUUGAAUACUGAGAUUUUAAAAGUAGCUAAUAUGUGUGUAUAUAAUAUAUAUGGGAACUGAAACUGCAGUGCGUUAAUUGUACAGCAUCAACUGUUUGCAGAUUUUUACACUUUUUAGAUACAUUUCUAAAUCUCAAAACAUUGACACAACUUUCAUAUGAUUUUGCAGUGCACAUCAUAUACCUAGACUGCAGUAUGUAAAAUAAUGACCAUGUAUGAGUUUGGUAUGAUUUUGGAAUCUUUCUCAUAAGAUUGACUAGAUUUCUUUGACUAUACUAGUAUUUCUCAAUGUUAUCCCUGAAACCCCUUAAGCCAUACAGCAAAUUUAGAGGUGGAUCACAAACAAGUUUUUUUUCAAGGUUUCACAAAAACCAUGUGGCCACCUAUAAUGCUGCUAUAGCUAGUAAGUCCACUAUGUAGACUGUACCCUUGUUGCACUCACAAAGUCACCAAAUGACUUUCUGUAUAGAUUCAUAUGGAGUAUCUAUUCAUUUCUCUAUUAUAGAAUGUACUCAAAAUUCUAUGAUAUGUAUUUAACCUAUACUCUAAAGUCAAGACCACUGAAUGUAAAAUUUACAAUCUUAAACAAAAAGAUGUAGAAUUCUAUUAAGGUAUGUACCUUAGAUCAACUCUAUAUUUCUAUAUUGUAUUAUAGGAUGAUGUUCUGUCCGUCCUUAUUGAAUUAUAGAUGUGGAUGCUUCCAUCUAUUUUUAUCUGUAAAUGAUUGUAAGAAACAGAACGAGACUCUAGCUAGUUAAUAAUUCACUGAACGUGUACAUGUGUGUUCGUAACACUUCAUAUUGUUACUACUGAACAGCGGGUGGCAUGAUUUGAACGGUUUUGACAUUUCCUUGUAGCUUGAGUGAUAUCAAAAGAAGGAAGUACUAGUUGAAGUAGU